GUGAGACUUAGACUCAACUAAAAGUUAUAUGUUUAUACUUUGAACAGGGAAAAUAUAAAGUAUAUAUGGUAUUGUUAUUGAAAUUGUUUGUGUAUUUGAUUGAGUUAAUUAUGCUUUAGUACAAUAUAUUUGUAGAGACUUGGACUAAUAGUUAUUUUGUUAAAAGUAAAAAUAUUCCAUUUUUAAUUAGUAGUAAAUGUUGGUGGUUAUGAUUUGAAUUUUAGAUUAUUUGAUUUUAGGAUAUUUUGGUCUAUUGUUAAUUUGUUAUUAAUAAUUCUAAAAUUUAUUUUGUGGUUCUAAUUUCAAAAACCUUUUUUUUUUUUUUUGUUGUUGUUGUUGUUUCCCUCGUCAGCUCUAAAUCAUAAUCCACACACUCCAAGUAUGGAUUGGGCUAAUCCAACCCGUACCCCGCAGAUUCACCGGAAUAAUGCGGUGAUGGGAUUGAGAAUUAACUCCAGAUUAUCAUCGUGAUCCAAACAAAGCCGACCUAGGAAUCCCGUUAGGGAACAAUUUCUCUCGGUGACUGCGAUUCGUUGUCCUUUCUGGGUUUUCGUUCGUCAAUUUUUCUGCCUUCUCCGAUCAGAUUCUCGAUUAUAGGAGUCAUUGGUCAAGCACUUCUGUUUCUGAAUUUUCUUAUGAUCAUUGCCUUUGGAAUUUUUGAAAAAAAAAUUUGUUGUCCAAUCGUCGGGGAUGGACUUGCCGUUCGUCUCCCCAUUGUAUCUUUCUACUCAAAAGAAAGCCUUCAAUGGACAUAACCCAUUUUGCAGAGUCCUUAGAGAAGAUUCUUGUAGAAAAAUGUUUCAAUGUUUAGCAACCGUCGCCAGCCAAACAACUCAGACAUAUACCUAUGGGUUGGAAACCAAGAAGAACGAUCUUCUGGUUGCUGUUCAAGAAACUCAAAGGGGGCUUGUAGCAUCAUCUGAUCAACGUUGUGUCAUAGAGGAGGCUCUGGUCAAUGUAGAGGCGUAUAGCAUGGGUCUCCCUAUUGACCUGAUGAAAUUGGAUGGCACAUGGCGACUACAGUACACUUCGGCUCCUGAUGUUCUUAUUCUUCUUGAAGCUGCAGCCAGACUUCCUUUCUUUCAGAUUGGGCAAAUCUUUCAGAAAUUUGAAUGUCAGGACAGUUUGAAUGAAGGAAUUGUUCGAAAUGUCGUUCGCUGGAGUAUCCCAUCACUGUUAGAGGACCAGGAAGGAGCAACUCUGCUUGUAUCUGCAAAAUUUUCUGUUGUUUCUUUACGUAACAUCUACCUCCAAUUUGAGGAGAUCAGUGUCCAAAACAUAAAGAUUAGCGAACAGCUGCAGGCUUUAAUUGCUCCCGCAAUACUCCCACGGUCAUUUCUAAGUCUUCAGAUCUUGCAAUUUCUUCGGAGUUUUCAAGUUGGGGUUCCUGUGAGAAACCAAGGGAGACGAGGAGUAGGAGGACUGUAUUACCUUUCAUAUUUGGAUGGGAAUAUGCUAUUGGGUCGUUCAGUGGAUGGCGGCGGAGUUUUUGUUUUUACCAAAGCUCAGCCUCUCCAAUGUUAAACCAAAGAAACAUAUCCCAAUUACUCACGCUCUCACCUUACCAGCUGAGUUCACUUUUUUUUUUUCUUUUCGCAUCUGUUUCAACAUCUGUAUGAAACUGAGAAACAUCUAGAACUACGGUAGCAUAGAUUAUACUAUACUACCUUCAUUUAUUGUUAGUCAUUUAAACAACUAUUAAGAAUUGUGUGGAAUCUCUACGAUAAAGAUUUAAUAAAUUAAUAAAUUAUUUAA
Cucumis melo (muskmelon) is the source of this 1755-nucleotide messenger RNA. RefSeq names its product probable plastid-lipid-associated protein 10, chloroplastic. Bases 691 to 1524 code for a protein of 277 amino acids. The record is from RefSeq and is a predicted model, not a curated record. The transcript has 8 exons. Lineage: Eukaryota; Viridiplantae; Streptophyta; Magnoliopsida; Cucurbitales; Cucurbitaceae.